GCGGGGAGGGGAAGAGAGGAGGAGGAAGAGGAGGAAGGUUGCUCGGGGUUAAGAAUGGGAAAUCUCGCGGGAAGUAGCUAUAGAGACCGAACGGCUUUCUCUCACAGUUGGCAACAAGAGAGCUGAGGAGUAGAGCUCCGUGAGUAUUUCCCCAGGAGAUUAACGGAAGACUGUUGGAGCGACUGGGAGACGGGGAUACCUGACUUACAGCCGGGUGCAGAGUUAAGGAAGUCUGUGCCGGCAGAGGCCUAGUUUCCCCUUGUUGCUCCGAGCUUUUCGCUUAGGCGUUCACGUUGCACAGGUAAAAAAGGACGGGACAGGCGACUCACCCGGGUACAUCCAUGAGGCAAGGGGAACAGCAACGUGUUGGGAACUGGGGCGAGGAACUAAGUGAAUGAAAAUGGUGUAAUCUGUGCAACCAAGAAGACAUAUUUUCAUCGAUGUAUCAACUGGAUUAUCAGCACCAGAAAAUUUAAUCAGAAUGAGGUUAAAGACAUCUCUCUUAAAGGAACCAAAACAUAAGGAAUUGGUUAGUUGUGUAGGCUGGACAACAGCAGAUGAGCUCUAUUCAUGCAGUGAUGAUCACCAAAUUAUGAAAUGGAACUUACUAAAUGGUGAGACGACACAAGUAGUGAAACUUCCUGAUGAUACCUAUCCCAUCGACCUUCAUUGGUUUCCCAAAGGUUUAGGUGGAAAAAGGCAAACUCAUGCUGAGAACUUUGUACUCACAAGUUCUGAUGGCAAGUUCCAUUUGAUUUCCAAGACUGGAAGAGUUGAAAAAAGUGUAGAAGCCCACUGUGGAGCUGUACUUGCAGGAAGAUGGAAUUAUGAAGGAACAGCACUUGUUACAGUUGGUGAAGAUGGACAAAUAAAAAUAUGGUCUAAGAGUGGAAUGCUAAGAUCUACUUUAGCACAACAAGGAACACCAAUAUAUUCAGUAGCAUGGGGCCCAGAUUCCGAAAAGAUUCUUUACACAUCAGGGAAGCAGUUGAUUAUCAAACCACUUCAACCAAAUGCUAAAGUACUGCAGUGGAAAGCCCACGAUGGAAUUAUUCUAAAGGUUGAUUGGAACUCUAUCAAUGAUCUUAUUCUAUCAGCUGGUGAAGACUGCAAAUACAAGGUGUGGGAUAGCUAUGGACGUCAAUUGUAUAGCUCACAGUCACACGAGUAUCCUAUCACUUCUAUUGCUUGGGCUAUGGAUGGGGAGUUAUUUGCUGUGGGGUCCUUCCAUACUUUACAACUAUGCGAUAAAACAGGGUGGUCCUAUGCUUUAGAGAAACCAAACACUGGCAGCAUAUUUAAUAUUGCUUGGUCUACUGAUGGUACACAGAUAUCUGGAGCUUGUGGAAAUGGACAUGUGAUUUUUGCUCAUGUUGUGGAACAGCGCUGGGUGUGGAAAAACUUUGGAAUAACAUUAACUAAAAGAAGAACCAUGGAGGUUCGUAAUGUACUUAAUGAUGCAGUGGAUUUACUGGAAUUUCGUGACAGAGUCAUUAAAGCCUCUUUGAACUAUGGGCAUUUAGUAGUUUCAACAUCUCUUCAGUGUUACAUAUUCUCAACUAAAAACUGGAAUACCCCAUUAAUUUUUGAUCUCAAAGAAGGAACUGUCAGUUUAAUUUUACAAGCAGAAAGGCAUUUUCUUCUUGUAGAUGGUGGAGGAAUCUAUUUAUUUUCCUAUGAAGGACGUUUAGUUUCUUCUCCAAAGUUUCCAGGAAUGAGAACAGAUACACUAAAUGUUCAGACUAUUUCUUUGAGUAAUGAUACUUUAGCAAUAAAAGACAAAUCUGAUGAAAAAGUUAUUUACCUGUUUGAGCCUUUAUCUGGCAAGCCCCUAGGAGAUGGAAAGCCCCUUACUCAUAAGACAGAAAUCAUGGAAAUUGCUUUAGACCAGAAGGGACUUACAAAUGAAAGGAAAAUUGCUUUCAUUGACAAAAAUAGAGACCUUUAUAUAACUUCAGUGAAGAGAUUUGGGAAGGAACAGAAAGUUACCAAAAUAGGAACAAUGGUGCAUACUUUGGCAUGGAAUAACACAUGCAACAUACUUUGUGGACUUCAAGAUACACGCUUCACAGUCUGGUACUAUCCUAAUGCAGUAUAUGUAGAUAAAGAUCUCUUACCAAAAACCCUCUAUGAAAAGGAUGCAAGUGAAUUUAGUAAAAAUCCCCAGAUUGUGAGUUUUGUUGGAAGUCAAGUAACAAUCAGGAGAGCUGAUGGCUCACUUAUUCAUAUCAAUAUUUCACACUAUCCAGCCAUACUUCAUGAAUAUGUGAACAAUUCAAAAUGGGAAGAUGCCAUCAGACUGUGUCGCUUUGUUAAGGAUCAAACUUUGUGGGCAUGUUUAGCUGCUAUGGCGGUAGCCAGUAAAGAUAUGAAUACAGCAGAAGUAGCCUAUGCAUCAAUCGGAGAAAUUGACAAAGUUCAGUAUAUAAGUUCUAUUAAAGAUCUUCCAUCAAAAGAAUCAAGACUGGCUCAUAUCCUGCUUUUCAGUGGAAAUGUACAAGAUGCUGAAACACUGCUUCUUCAAGCUGGCCUUAUUUACCAAGCUAUUCAAGUCAACAUUAACCUUUACAACUGGGAAAGGGCACUAGAACUUGCAGUGAAACACAAGACACACGUUGACACGGUUCUGGCUUACCGACAAAAGUUCUUGGAUGACUUUGGUAAAAAAGAAACGAAUCAGCGAUUUUUGCAGUAUGCAGAAGGGCUUGAAGUCAACUGGGAUAAAAUCAAAGCCAAAAUAGAGUUGGAAAUUGCGAAAGAGAGAGAACGAGCUGCAGCUACUCCAACUGUCAGAGCAAGUGUAACCAUACAACGUUAAGUGCCAUGCUGAUUAUAUUAAGUAGUAGUUUUAUCACUCUGCUACUUCAGCAUACUGGUACGCCUUUAUGUAUUUGGGGAUGGACAGUAAUGCCUUACUUCCAAGUCCUGAAUCUUGCAUAGUUCUUGUUUAUUGCUAAUGGAAAUGAAUUUGCAUAUAUGUCAUUCUAUGUUAUGAACAGCAACCGUAUUCUGGUUGUUAUGAACAGCAACCGUAUUCUGGUUCUAAUGGUCUUAUGAAAAGUUUGAGGUGAGUGUGGCAGCUAUGACCAGGAUCAGCUUCUCAAGGGAAAAUUUUCUGUCUUGGUAGCACAGUUGAGACAACAGAAUCUAUCACAUAAAUAAAUGGUCUACUAUUAAGAUUACCAACAGACAAGCAUAGUAUUUCUUUUAAAAGAAGAUCACUUAUCUUAAAAUGUUUAUGCCUAACAUAAGGAAGCUGUUUUGCAUACAAGUAUAUUGGUCUGAAGUAUAAUCAGUCUCAGAACUGACAAAGCAUUAUACCAUGAGGACACACUGCAGUCCUGAAAUUGCUUAAUAAGGAAUAUUUCCAAGGAAUUUCAUAGAACUUCUGGUUUAUUUUUCUUUUGUAAAUGAUUUUGAAAUCCCAUGAUUAACUUUAGCAGAAGAAACAUAAUGAACCCUGCCAGUUAUCCAGCUAGCAUGAAACAAAAAUUAUUGUUAUAGGCAGCAGCAUACAAAAUAAGUGAUGUAAUUGGUAAUUCUUGAUUGGAUUCUGUUAACACAGAAGUAUACAAGACUUAAACUCUGUACAAAUGAAUAUUUGCAUACCCAACCACCAAAACAGAGAUACUUUUUAAAACGUGCUUUUCUCUGAGUUCAACAUAGCAAUGAAAUCCAUCUGAGAAUCCAUUAUAUAGUACAUCAUUUUAAAUGACAAUAAGAGUUUCUGGAAAUAUUUAAUGUUUGGUGAUAAGGCCUUUUUAUUUAUUUUUUUAAAGGGUCACAUAUCCCAGUGCUUUAAAAGUAUCUUGUGAUGGUAAGCUGUCCCAUUUGCUUUUUCAUGUAUGGUAUUUAUCCAGUGUACCAGGAAUUUAAAAAGACUUCAAACCAUAUUUAUUGGUGUAGCAUUAGUUGACUAAAGUAUCCCCACUGCAAGUGAUUUCAAGAAUAUAGCAUUAAUGUCCUGGUUAUUGAAUAGGCAAAAAUAUUUUGUGGUGAUAAAAGUAGUAAAAUGGUUUUGUACAAUAUAUCUUUACUUGGAAUCAUAAAUAAUUUUGUGACUGGUGUAAAUGUAAUGUAAA
Rhineura floridana is the source of this 4082-nucleotide messenger RNA. It is a transcript of the gene IFT80, whose product is annotated as intraflagellar transport 80. Lineage: Eukaryota; Metazoa; Chordata; Lepidosauria; Squamata; Rhineuridae. The transcript is spliced from 20 exons. Gene Ontology annotation, biological process: cilium assembly. Gene Ontology annotation, cellular component: cilium; intraciliary transport particle B; centrosome. Gene Ontology annotation, molecular function: protein binding. Bases 482 to 2818 code for a protein of 778 amino acids. The record is from RefSeq and is a predicted model, not a curated record.